Molecule: messenger RNA, 2226 nt
Organism: Cotesia glomerata
Lineage: Eukaryota; Metazoa; Arthropoda; Insecta; Hymenoptera; Braconidae
Exons: 2
Coding region: 39-2066 (675 amino acids)
Source: RefSeq, a predicted model, not a curated record
AAACAACAAUCAAAUCUAAAAAGACGACAGUCAAACCUAUGGCGACAACCGUAAAACCUAAAAAGACGACAGUCAAAUCUAAAAAGACUACAAUUAAACCUAAAAAAACAACAAAAAAAUCUAAAAAGACGACAGUCAAACCUAAGACGACAACCGUAAAACCUAAAAAGACGACAGUCAAAUCUAAAAAGACUACAAUUGAAGCUAAAAAAACAACAAUCAAAUCUAAAAAGACGACAGUCAAACCUAUGGCGACAACCGUAAAACCUAAAAAGAUGACAGUCAAAUCUAAAAAGACUACAAUUAAAGCUAAAAAAACAACAAUAAAAUCUAAAAAGACGACAGUCAAACCUAAGACGACAACCGUCAAACCUAAAAAGACGACAAUCAAAUUUAAAAAGACGAUAAUUCAACCUAGAAAGACCACAAUGAAACUUAGAAAGACGACAAUCAAAAUUAAAAAGACGACAACGAAACCUAAAAAGACCACAAUCAAACCUAAGAGUACUAAAAAACCUCAAAAGAAGUUACCCUUAACUACUAAAAAACGUUUGACCACAACAAAACAAACGACAGUAUUUCCGAAAUGGAGACCUAGAGAACCCCGUAUAGGGGGACGAAGCCGACCAAAAGUACCUUUCAUAGCCGUAGGUAUCCAUCCAAAACAUGCAUACAAUGGUAUCUUAAUGCCUUACGACAAACCUUGGGAACCAUUAACCGAACCAAAAAAUCCAAGAACCCAAAUAACUUUAGUUAAUUUAAUCGAAGACUUGAAGCCAAAAAAUAAUUCCUCAUUUCCUAUAAUUUUAACUAUUAAACAAAAACACAAACCUUGUAAAUGCUGCCAUAACAAUUGUCCUCCUACAUGUAACAAAUCCUGUUGUAAAACUACCAAUUGUAGAAAAUCCCAUUGUAAAUGUUGCAAUAGACCUUGUUAUAAAAAUUUUCAUAGACAAUUAGAAAAUAUUGAAGAAGUUGGCACAUCGAAAUUUCAACUUCAGACUCAACAAGGCGAUUCAAACGAUGUAGGCGUUCGUUUAUUGGACACUAGAGAAGACCAGAGUGACGUCAUUGGAAGAAUUGAUGUGGAACCAGAUACGGAAACGACCAUAGAGCCUAUUGCUCUUAGACAUGAGAUGCAUCAUGGGAAGAAAGGAAAAAAAUCCUUCCGUGAAAAGUUUUUGAUAGAGUGUUUGACUCGAAAGAAAAAUUGCGACAAGCACCAAAAUGAUGAUCAAUCAUCUGAAACCGAAAAUAAUGAUAAUGACCAUAUUAUAAAAAGGAAAAAUCCUUUUGCAGCGCAUGGAGACACACCAGCUGAAGAUAAAAAUUUAACUAAACUGGCCUACGUUAUUUCGAAGCACAUUGUUAAUAGUUUGCCUAAAGACAUGCGAAACAGCAAUUGGGCAGCCGAUUUGGCCUUUAAAAUUGUGUACGAAAAAUUAAAAAUGUAUGAUUCUGGUAGUUUCGGUUUACCUCCUUUUGGAUUACCUUUUCAGCAAAACUACAUGUAUGGUAACAGUUCUAAUAAUGGAAGUAAUGACUGUUGCGGCUGUUGUUGUGAUGGGGAAGAUGAAACUUCAGAUGCUUCUUAUAGAAGUCAAUUGGACUCUCAGAUCAACGUUAAAGUUGGAAAUGAAAACACGUACAAGUGUUUGCCAACAAUUGAUAAGCCACCGAGUGAAGGUUACGUUCUGCUUGAAAAUGUUGGAUGGUUUAAAUUCCAUGAUGAACAGAAGCCGUGGAAUGAAGCAAGAAAACAAUGCUUCAGAGAAGGCGCUCAUUUAGCAUUUAUGGAAUCUCCACAAGAAACUCAAUGGUGUAUUGAUCAUCUUCUAAAAGGAUCUGGGGAAGAACUAUUUUUGGGAAUUCACAACUAUUUUAGGGAAGACUGGGUGUCUGUAAGUAACACAGAUGUAGAAAAAAUGAAACAUUUGAAAUGGUCAAAAAAGGAACCAGAUGAGUACAGAUUUUAUAAUUGUGCAAUUAUAAACCCUAAAAAUAAGUUAGUUAGCCGAGAAUCAUGUACUGUUGAUCAUCCAUUUAUUUGUAAAGUUCCACUGUAACAUAAUAUUUUCACAUAUCAAUAAGCUUCGUGUUGAAUAAAUAUCUAUAUGAAAAAAAAAGGUUCCCGACACAUAUUUUAUAAUUAUUUUUUUCCUAUUCUGUGUUAAGCAUUUUAUCUCAGGCUGCUCAAGUUUGUCGUAUUUUUUUGCUGCAAGUUUA